Mesitornis unicolor (brown roatelo) is the source of this 2989-nucleotide messenger RNA. RefSeq names its product nesprin-1-like. Gene Ontology annotation, molecular function: protein binding. The record is from RefSeq and is a predicted model, not a curated record. Lineage: Eukaryota; Metazoa; Chordata; Aves; Mesitornithiformes; Mesitornithidae. The transcript has 19 exons. The annotation marks the transcript as partial.
AUCCAGUUGUUGGAAAACCUGCAGGAAUCCUGGACAGAAUAUGAAAAUAAUGUGCAGACCCUAAAAACUUGGUUUGAAACCCAAGAGAAGAAGCUGAAACAGCAACAGAAAAUUGGAGACCAGGCCUCAGUACAGAAUGCUUUGAAAGACUGUCAGGAAUUAGAAGAAUCGAUGAGAACAAAGGAAAAAGAAGUAGAAAAUGUAGAACAGAGUGGUCUGUCUUUGAUACAGAACAAGAAGGAAGAAGUCUCUUCUGCUGUUAUGAAUACACUGCAAGAAAUUAACCAUUCCUGGGCCAAUUUGGGUCACAUGGUUAGCCAGUUGAAGAUACUGUUGCAAUCUGUUCUGGAUCAGUGGAGCAUUUACAAAGUGGUUUAUGAAGAACUGAAUAGUUACCUGACAGAAGCCAGAUAUUCUUUGUCUCGUUUUUAUCUUCUUACUGGUUCUUUGGAAGCUGUGAAAGUCCAAGUUGAUAACCUUCAGAGCCUCCAAGAUGAAUUGGAAAAGCAAGAAAACAGCUUACAGAAAUUUGGUUCUGUGACCAAUCACUUGUUGAAAGAAUGCAGCUCACCAGUGACUGAAACGCUUACCAACACUUUGAAAGAAGUGAAUAUGAGGUGGAACAACCUUCUGCAGGAGAUUGCAGAGCGACUGCAUGCCAGUAACGGCCUCCUUCAGCUGUGGCAGAAGUACGAGGACUGUUACCAGAAGUGCUCUUCCACAGUCCGUCAGUGGGAAGACCAGACCAAUGAACUCCUGAAGAAUGCCACGGGCAAAGACAUUACUGAUGAUGAGGUUACUUCUUGGAUUCAGGGCUGCAAUGAUGUACUCAUGAAUUUGAAGACAGCACAGGAGUCACUAGUUACUCUUCAAGAACUGGGAGAGGAGCUAAAAAACCAGGUGAAGGCUUCAGCAGCAGCAGCUAUACAGGCUGAUAAUCUUUCUCUGAUCCAGCAUCUGUCAACCGUAGAACAGUCUCUCCGCAAGCAACAGGCUGUGCUUCAGGCUGGAGUCCUGGACUAUCAAACCUUUGCCGAAAACCUGCAAGACCUUGAGGCCUGGAUAACAGAAGCAGAAGAAAUAUUGAAAGAACAGGAUCCCAGUCAUUCAUCUGAUCUCUCAGCAAUACAGAGUAGAAUGGAGGAACUCAAGGGUCAAAUGUUGAAGUUCAGCAGCAUGGCCCUGGAUUUGGACCAUCUUAAUGAGCUGGGUUACAGGCUCCCUCUGAAUGAUAAAGAAGUCAAAAGGAUGCAGAACCUGAACAGACAUUGGUCUCAAAUCUCAUCUCAGACUAUGGAGAGAUUCAGUAAGCUGCAGUCUUUCUUGCUGCAGCAGCAGACCUUCUUGGAGAAAUGUGAGACUUGGAUGGAUUUUUUAGGUCAGACUGAGCAGAAGAUGACAGAAGAGAUUUCAGGAAACUACCAGAGCCUUUUAGAGCAACAGAGGGCACAUGAGCUAUUCCAGGCAGAGAUGUUCAGCAGCCAGCAGAUUCUGCAUUCAAUUAUCUCUGAUGGGCAUCACCUCGUAGAACAAGGACAGGUGGAUGACAGGGAUGAAUUUAAUCUGGCGCUAACUCUUUUAAGUCGUCAAUGGCAAGGAGUAACUCGCCGGGCACAGCAGAGGAGGGGGAUCAUUGACAGCCAGAUUCACCAGUGGCAGCGCUAUAGGGAGAUGGCAGAGAAGCUGCGCAAGUGGCUGGCGGAAGAAGCCUGUCAGCCAGAAAGUGGCCUGGGCAACGUUCCUAUCCCAUUGCAGCAAGCCAGAGCACUGCUGCAUGAAGUGCAGCUUAAAGAGAAGGUUCUCCUAAGACUGCAAGGAAGUUACCUCCUUACUGUGACAGCUGGGAAGCAACUGCUGCUCUCUGCUGACAGUGGAGCUGAGGCAGCCCUGCAGACAGAGCUUACCGAAAUUCAGCAGUGCUGGAUGAUGGCUAGUACCAAACUGAAGCAACAAAAGAAACAGCUUGCAUUGCUACUGAAAGACUGGAAAAAAUCUGAAAAGAACAUAGAAGACUCCCUGGAGAAGCUAAAAUCAUUCAAAAAAAAGCUUUCUCAGCCUUUGCCAGAACACCAUGAUGAGUUGCAUGCAGAGCAGAUUCGUUGCAAGGAGUUAGAGAAUGCUGUUGAAGGGUGGACAGAUGACCUUGCACACCUCUCUCUGCUGAAGGAAACCCUAUCUGUGCAUAUUAGUGCAGAUGACAUCUCAAUCCUCAGUGAGCGCAUAGAGCUUCUGCACAGACAGUGGGAGGAGCUGUGCCACCAGGUUUCCUUACGUCGACAACAAGUUAGUGAGAGACUGAAUGAGUGGGCUGUCUUCAGUGAGAAGAACAAGGAGCUCUGUGAGUGGCUGACACAAAUGGAAAGUAAGGUUUCUCAAAAUGGUGAUAUCCUCAUAGAAGAAAUGAUUGAGAAGCUUAAAAAGGAUUAUCAAGACGAAAUUGCUGUAGCCCAGAAGAGCAAAAUUCAGCUCCAGCAAAUGGGAGAGCGACUUGCUAAAGCCAGCCAUGAGAGUAAGGCAUCAGAGAUUGAGUACAAACUUGGCAAGAUCAAUGACAGGUGGCAACAUCUUCUCGAUCUUAUUGCAGCCAGGAUAAAGAAGUUGAAGGAGACCCUUGUUGCAGUGCAGCAGCUGGAUAAAAACAUGAGUAGCCUGAGGUCUUGGCUUGCUCACAUUGAGUCAGAGCUGUCCAAACCUAUUGUCUAUGAAACCUGUGACUCUGAGGAGAUACAAAGGAAGCUAAAUGAACAGCAGGAACUUCAGAGGGACAUAGAGAAACACAGCACUGGAGUGGCAUCUGUUCUCAAUCUGUGUGAAGUGCUUCUUCAUGACUGUGAUGCUUGUGCCACAGAAGCAGAGUGUGAAUCUAUCCAGCAGGCCACACGCAAUCUGGAGAGAAGGUGGAGGAACAUUUGUGCAAUGUCAAUGGAAAGGCGGCUGAAUUAUGAAUCUGAUCUCUGUGAUGUUUACACAGUUAUAUCACGAGCUCUAG